Messenger RNA from Trichoplusia ni (cabbage looper), 1500 nucleotides. RefSeq names its product carboxypeptidase B-like. The record is from RefSeq and is a predicted model, not a curated record. Gene Ontology annotation, molecular function: metallocarboxypeptidase activity; zinc ion binding. Gene Ontology annotation, biological process: proteolysis. The coding region runs from base 211 to 1500 and encodes 429 amino acids. Lineage: Eukaryota; Metazoa; Arthropoda; Insecta; Lepidoptera; Noctuidae. The transcript has 5 exons.
UAGUCCUUAACUAUGUUUCUUUUCAGGUUAUUUAUUCCUGUCCCUCCGAAGGCUGGUCUAAUAUAACUGUGGUAUAAUUAAACUACUACUUGGAACCUUCUAACCACAACUGAGAUCAGAUGAUUUGACAACCGAUUGAUUUCUUCAGUUUGUGUAUAGUUAUAAUUGUUUUGGUAUGAGGAGUAAACGAUUAUACGGUAGUCUGUUACAAUGAAGCUAAUUCUACUCACGGCUUUGUGUGUUUUGGUUUGUGCCAAGCAUGAAGAAUACAUCGGAUGGAAGUCUUACUACGUGAGACCUGUUUCUAAAGCUGAUUUCAAAAUCUUUAGGGCCAUGAUAGAGAGAUACGAACUGGACAUCUUAAGGCAUCCGAUCUCAGGUCGCGAAGGUAUCAUCCUAGUCAAACCUGAACAUCAAGCUGGGUUCAAACAAGAGGCUGCUGCUGCCGGCAUCUCUGUCAAGAUUCACCGGGAGAACGUAAAACAAGAACUGGACUUUGAUGACAUGCGAAUUAAAAGGCACAACCGGGAAUGCUUUGCCAGGAACGGUGGACGCAAGUUGCCUUACGAGAGCUACCAGCAGAUUGAAGCUAUAAAUAACUACACCGAUUACAUUGGAGCCACCUACCCUAAAGUUGCCAAGGUCGUGGAUGCCGCUAAGUCCUUCGAAGGUCGUCCUAUCAAGUACAUCAAGAUCUCCACCACCAACUUCGAGAAUCACAGGAAACCCGUCAUCUUCAUUGAUGGAGGAAUCCACGCUAGGGAAUGGAUCGCCCCUCCUUCUGUCACCUACGCUAUCAAAAAGUUGGUUGAAGAUGUUACCCAAAAAGACCUUUUAGAUAGGUUUGACUGGAUUCUUUUGCCAGUCGUCAACCCUGACGGAUACAAAUUCACUUUUACCAAAAGCCGAUUUUGGCGCAAGACUCGUUCAAAAGGCCAGAGCACUAUCACUCAAAUCUGCCCCGGUGUCGACGGCAACCGUAACUAUGACUUCCGCUUCGGUACCGUCGGUAGCAAUCACUACGCUUGCUCUGACGUCUACUGUGGCUCCCAGGCAUUCUCAGAAGUUGAAACCAGGGUCGUCAGGGACAUCCUUCAAGAAAAUCUUUCUCGCGUUGCUUUAUACGUAACCAUGCACAGUUUUGCGAGCGUGAUCCUAUACCCAUGGGCACACGAUGGUUCCCGUUCUCACAAUAUAUUUGACCUUCACUCCGUUGGAGUGGAAAUGGCUAGUGCUAUUCAUAAAAAAUCUCUUCCCAACUUCCCGAAAUAUAUUGUUGGAAAUUCUGCUUUAGUACUCAACUACCUAGCAUCUGGUACUUCUAUAGACUAUGCUCACUCUAUCGGGAUAAAUUUAACCUACGCUUUUGAAUUACCUGGUAUCUCUGAAGAUUUGGAAGGUUUUAAUCUCAGCCCGGAUUACAUCGAACAAGUAGUUCGCGAAACCUGGGCAGGAAUUGUUGUGGGUGCCAGGAAAGCUGGAGACUUAUUUAUAAAAUAA